Molecule: messenger RNA, 1467 nt
Organism: Cyclospora cayetanensis
Lineage: Eukaryota; Apicomplexa; Conoidasida; Eucoccidiorida; Eimeriidae
Exons: 7
Coding region: 1-1467 (488 amino acids)
Biological process (GO): protein deneddylation
Cellular component (GO): COP9 signalosome
Source: RefSeq, a predicted model, not a curated record
AUGGAGGAGGGUUAUGAAUUUGAAUUCGAAUCGAAUGGGGGCCCCUGGGGCCCAGAGCAGGAGGCGGCAGUCGCUGUAGAGAACCUCUACUAUGAGGCUCAAGACUUGCACCUGCUGGAGGAAGUGGUGCAACGCGAGGCAGAUGUGGUACAUAAGCCUUGGACGUGCAAAGCCCUUCUGUCGCUCACGCUGCUCGCACUUGGAGAAGGUACUACGGUGGAACCGCUUGUUAUCUGUUCUUGGUUUUGCAGUCGCAGCUCCACCUCCUACGAUUGCUGCGCCCUGCAGUACUCGAGGUUUGGUGAGAGUAAUGUUCUUGCUUCAUAUAAUACCGCUGAUCAUGCACUUAGCUCCACUAGAGGUGUUGUUCUUUUGGCUGCUACUUCAGGGAACUUCGACUGCGCUGGUGCUCAUUACCAGCGUCUGCUACAGCAGAUACCUACUGUUGCUGCUGGAGAAGCAGCUGCAACAGUCGAAGCAGUUCUUUCUGCAGCUGCCAAACUUGUGGGUAUCGAACAGCACAACGGACUCCCAGACAUUUUUGUUGCUGCUCCCCUACAGAAGCAGCAACAGCAGAAGCAGGAGACAGAUGGACAAGUAGACCAGGAUUCACCACUUAAUGUUUCAGCAGCCGAGGCAAGUUUGCGAAGACCCUCUUCUGCUAAAGGUGGGCAGGUUCUUGAAAAGCUGAUGCUCUAUACUCUGGAAGCAUUAACGUCCCAAGGAAUGAAGAAACCACGGGUGCAUGUAUACAACCAGCUGCUCCGGCUGUACAUACAUCUCGGAGAAUGGCAUAAGGCUAAGAGCCUGCUGCCUGAGGUGCAUCAGGCGUGGAGCGACCCUUCUUUGCCACUGCACCAGCAGCUUGAAGCAGCAGCAGUAGAAGCACUGUGGUACACAUACAGCCGAGAUUGGCCGCGGCUGCAACAGCUGAUGCCGCAUGCGCUGCGGCUUGCUUCUGCAUCCCUAGACCCCAGAAGCACCGCUGCUAUCAGGGAGUGCGGGGCAAGAUUGCUCAUGGAGCUGCAGAUACACCCAGGCCUGCACGCGGGGCAUAGUCAGGUGCAGGAACAGAAGCGGGAGCAGCAGCAACCCUGGGUUGAUAUUCACGCGCACCUAAUGGCGGCAUUUCGUCAUCACCAAGAAAUCGGGGAUAUUUACGCUGCGACAGCUGCGCUACGUCGUGCGGUGCUCAUUUCUCCGUUGGCCAUCUCCGCUGUGGAUCCUUUUAGCACACCAGAGGGGAAGGCACUGCAGGACGACCCUACUGUGCGCUCAGCUAAGGCACUGCGGACUGCCUUUGAGGCUAGCGAUAUCGCAGGCGUCGAGGAGGUGCGUCGGAAGCCCUACUCAGACUCCAAACCCUUUACACCAAAACCCAAACCUCUGCUUGCUUUGCACCUCAGGGAACUGCGCGCUAAAUCUUAUCAUCCGAACACAGCGUUAGAGUGUAAAGCUGCCGGUUAG